GCGAAGCUCCGCCCCGGACCGUCCGCGUGCUGCAGAACGAGGAGAGAGGAGCCUCGCGACCAUAUUUAUCAAAUUCCCCUAGUUACCAACGGUUACUUGCUGCCCAACCGGAUCUAACCGGUUACCGACCCACUUCUGGAGCGGACCGACUGACGGUGUCUUCUAUCAGGCAGUUUGGUGGUGAAACUCUCAGAUAAUGGAGGAACUUCAUGACGUGCAGCUGACUGAGAUCAAACCUCUGCUCACAGGACAGAAUGGGAGGAAUCUGCAGGACUUUGACUGUCAGGAACACGACGUGGAGACAGCCCAUGGGGUGCUGCACGUCACCAUGAGGGGCGCCGCUAAGGGCAACCGACCCACAAUCCUCACCUACCAUGACAUUGGAUUGAACCAUAAGUCCUGUUUUAACACCCUGUUUAACUACGAGGACAUGCAGGAAGUGACGCAGCACUUCUCUGUUCUGCAUGUUGAUGCUCCUGGACAGCAGGAGAAUGCUCCCAUGUUCCCCACCGGGUACCAGUAUCCCACCAUGGAUGAACUGGCUCAGAUGCUGCCGUCUGUCCUCACACAGCUCCAGGUGAAGAGCGUGAUCGGUAUCGGAGUUGGAGCUGGAGCAUACCUCCUCACCAAACUGGCUCUGAAUGAGCCCAGCUUAGUGGAAGGGUUGGUUCUGAUAAACAUCGACCCGUGUGCCAAAGGCUGGGUGGACUGGGCCGCCUCCAAGCUGAGUGGCUGGACAAGCAACCUGGUGGACAUCAUCAUGGGACACCACUUCAGCUCUGAUGAGUUAACUGAUAAUAAGGAGAUCAUUCAGACGUACAGACUCCACAUCUCUCAGGAUAUCCCACAGGAAAACCUGGUCAUGUUCUACAGCUGCUAUGAAAGUCGUACGGAGCUGCAGAUGGAGCGGCCCAUCCCUGGUCUUAAUGAAAACACUGUCAGCACUCUCAGGUGUCCUUCUCUUCUGGUGGUCGGAGACACGUCACCUGCAGUUGACGCUGUGGUGGAGUGUAACUCCAGACUGAAUCCCACCAAGACAACCCUGCUGAAGAUGGCGGACUGUGGGGGACUUCCACAGGUGGUUCAGCCUGGAAAAUUAGCCGAGGCCUUCAAGUAUUUUGUCCAGGGGAUGGGCUACAUGCCCACAGCCGGUAUGACCCGCCUGGUUCGCUCCAGGACCCACUCCGCCUCCAGUGUGGGCUCCGCAGAGGGAGUCCGGAGCCACAGCACCGCCAACAUUGUGCCGGAGGGCGCCAUCUGCACCAGCCCGCACAACCCUGUGGUGCAGACCAUGGAGAUGAUGGCGUAGGACUCCUGCAUGUCGAGGUUCUUCAUCUUCUCUGGGGCUGUUUGGGUCUCAAACGGCUUCAGUUCUCAGAGUUCUUCCUGAAGAAUCCAGACAUCUCAAAGUCCAGUUUAGGCUUUAGAUUGGAGCGGUGGGGUGAUGGUUCUGUUUUCCCCUCAAUGAAGCCUAACUGUUGCCAUGGUAACAUAUCUUCAUGGAGCCGUUGCGUUAUUCUGUGGUUCUUGUUUUAGAAGUUUUUUUUCUUUCUUUCUCGUGGUUCUGUGGAUAUUUUUGUAUCAUACACAUUAUUUGGUUCUGAUUAUUCCCAGGGAUGUCUGUUUGAACAGAACCUUCCUAAAGGUUCUCCCAGCAGUUAAUUAUUCAAACUUUCACAGAAAAUGUUCAAGUGUAAAGUUUCAAUUAAACAGCUGAACAUAGCAUCAGAACACUGAACGGUCCGAUCCGCAAGUCACGGCUUGGCCCUGAACUGGAGCUUAUUUCCAGUUUUACUCAUCAGAACUUCUAUUGGUUUUUGAGGAACAGUUGAGUUUAAAGCUGUUGUUUCUGUUAGCUGGUAACCUCGGAUCACCUUGGCCCGUUUCCCUCAGAACCUCGCUGCUCCCUGUUUGUUCGCAUGCUGAGUUGUGGCAUGUAAACUGUUCCGUGGUUUCUGUGACUCUGAUGUUGUUCAGCUAUAAAAACCUGCAGAUGGAUUCCUUCGGUGUCGUGUUGAAGUGAGAAAACGCUGGACACCAACCGCUGCAGAACCAGGAGCUGCUCCACAUCUGCUCAGUUCUCUACAUUUAGCCCUCUGCAGCGUCUCUCAGGCUGUUGGUGCAAGAGCACAGAGGCGUUUAGUUCCCUGGACCCAACCAGUGAGUUGAUUCAAACCGGGCUGACGUGUUUUAUUCCUGCUGUUUUGGUGGUUUGUGCUGAAGCAUGGGGAUCCGGUUCCUCUGGGGUUUAAACCGGACGGAUGUUUUCUGUAGAGUUUGUAUUGAAAUAAAGCCGAUUAAUCAGA
Girardinichthys multiradiatus is the source of this 2306-nucleotide messenger RNA. RefSeq names its product protein NDRG3-like. Gene Ontology annotation, cellular component: cytoplasm. The record is from RefSeq and is a predicted model, not a curated record. NCBI's taxonomy places the organism in Eukaryota, Metazoa, Chordata, Actinopteri, Cyprinodontiformes, Goodeidae. The transcript has 16 exons. Gene Ontology annotation, biological process: signal transduction. The coding region runs from base 197 to 1309 and encodes 370 amino acids.